CCAGAUUCAAUUCAUUUCAUAGCACAUGGCGCAGCUGUGAGCUAAUUCCAAGGAUCCAAGCAGCCGAUCAAUCAUGGCGGCUGCGCUGAUUCAGAAGUUGUCCGAGGCUCCUGGGUCCGCGAGCAAACAGGCUGAACAAGAGCUCCCCAUCGACAUCAACUACUCCAAGCUCGCCGACUGGCUGGUCGACCGCAAAAGGGUCCCCUCCGACUGGCGCAAGAAGCUGUCUGCAGUACAUCAUCUCCGUGACGCCGCUCUGACGGCCCUCCCCAAAACCCUGGACCCCUCGUUCCUUAACCUCUCCUCCGAAACCACGGGUUACCUGGAGGUCAAACACGUGCGUGACACCCUCGCGGAGCUCAACCCUGAAACGCGCGGCCUUUUUGGGCGCCUCUCGGGGGCCGCCGGCCAGUGGGACGCGGUCGUACAAGCGUAUGAGAAAGGGGCCCUGUUUCUGGGGGAGGCGGCGCUGGACCUGGUUAGGCUGGUUAACUACGAGGUUCCGUUCCAGAGGAAGCAGAUCGCCAGGUGGCAGCAGCAGCUGGCGGACCUCGACAAGAAGGAGGCGGAGUUCCGGAAGAACGCGGGCGUAUCCGCGCAGCGGUACAAGCAGGCGUGCGAAGAGCUGGGAAUCCAGGGUACUGACGUUCGAUCCGAGCUGCUUGGUCUCGCCCGUCACCUCCCCGGGGUCUUCAACCGGGUGGUCUCUAAGCUGUGCUCCCAGGAGCUAGGGGAGGCCGGGGAAUUCUACCAGGCGUUUGUAAAGUAUGCACAUACUGAAUCUGAGGAGACCGCCGGGCUCAUCCUCCCCACGCUCUCGGGCUUGAGAGCCAGCCCUCCAGAAACGCUCGCAGAUGACGUCACCCUUAAGACCGUGCAAGACACGUCAGCCAAGACCGCUGCAAGCCCCAGCGAGUCGCCCGUCCCCCCGACGAUCGACUGGGGCAUCGACGCCUCCGAGACCACCCUCGCCGAAGCUCCUGCGUCAAUCAACUGGGACGUCGACGUUUCAGGGGGUCAGGAACAGCCCGACGCUGCACCCCCAGGGAUAAACUGGGACGUAGACUUGGCAGAGGCCAGUGGUGACGCAGAAGGGGGUAGUGAAAACCGGGCAGAUGCGCCCCCUGGGAUCGACUGGGGGAUUGACAUAUCGGCGCUAGGAAUCGAGGAAGCGUCAGGGGCACCACAGAUCGAUUGGGACGUGCAGGUUCCUGAGCCGUCAGAUGGAGCCGAUCCGACGGCCGGGAGUGGGCCUACGAUCAAUUGGGACAUCGAUUUGACGGAAGCGGCGGAGGCGAAUAGCCCAGCGGAAAUCGAUUGGGACAUUGGCGGAGAAAGUAAUGCGAAUGGGGGGUUGGAAACGCGGGAAGAGAAGGGGGCGGGCGUGGAGCAUCCGCUGUCGAAAGCUGACUUCAGGAGGGCUCUGCUGGACGACCUUUUCGAGUUGCGCGCCUUUUUAACCCAGCGGGUUAGCGAAAUGGAGUCCCAGGCGGGGCAGCUCGCGGUGUCCGCCGCCACUUCACUCCAGCAAGCAACCGUGGACUCUGUGAGGGCAAUGGAGACCCACGUGGCUGAGGCGAUCGGGCUGCUGACGAACCGCCGGACGCGGGACCUCAUCAUGAUUACGCACUCACCCAAGCUGUUGGAACGGGUGCAGUCGUCCCUGCACCAGCGGCGCGCCCAGGAGAAGAAGUCCCUGGAAAGCAUUGCUGACGUGGACCGGAAACGCCUCGAGCUGCGGAGCACUCUAGCAGCCACGUGGCCAGCUGAGAAAGCGCUAGUCUUCCGGGUCAAGCAGAUCAAACACGAGUCGGAACAGGUGCUCUCGCAGCAGUAUAACGGGCGGCCUGUCAAUAUCAUAGGCGAGAUCAACAACGUACUUGGGGCGGCUAUACAAUGAGACUUGUUUCGAACAUGAUUCUAGGACUGUGUGUAAAGUACGUAAUGAGGUCCUGCUGAACUUGGAAUCGGCAGCUGUUUGGAAGGAGGCAAGCUUAUUGUGGGCUUUUUUGAGACCAGAAUUUGGCGCGACUCUGGCCUUGCGUUGCCCUUGAAUUUCGUACGAUCCGAG
This is a messenger RNA of Klebsormidium nitens, 2071 nucleotides long. The record is from the annotation of a GenBank genome assembly. Lineage: Eukaryota; Viridiplantae; Streptophyta; Klebsormidiophyceae; Klebsormidiales; Klebsormidiaceae.